AUGAAGGCAGGAAGGGCAAUACAACCACUUAUUAGGCGUCCUCUUCCCUUGCUUCCUUCUCGGUCACUCGUUUGUUCUCCUCGCCCCUUCUCAUCCCCUCCCCUUCCUCUCCGCUCCAUCCGUUCCUACUCUCAGAUAACUCCUCGACGUGGACCUGCAAAUUCUCCUGGAUAUCCCUCGGACACUGAAUAUGCCGACUCAACGGUAUACGCCUUCAGCUAUCUCUCUCGAAUAGUGCGAUAUGUCCUCUACGGGGUAUUAACGCUCGGUGGAGUCUCGUUGAUCACAUUUGAAGGAUUACAUCUUUACGUCGAGAAAGUAUGUAUGGCAUCACCAUCACGGGUGGGAUCCGAAGAUCAAGAUUCUUACGGAUGGAUAGGCGAGAAUCAAGGAUGGACAGGUGGGAUGAAAGGUGGUACAGAUCCCAGAUUGGGUCAAAAAGCAAGACAUGCUUUAAGAGGUGCUUGGAUAUGUCAAGAAUGGGGCGCAGGUGGAUCAGCUACUUCAGCUUUAUCAUCAAAAUCUGCCGGAAGCUCCUUUCAUCCUGAUUACGUAGCUGUAAGAGGUAUGAUUGGUCAAAAUAAGGACAGUCAGAGUAAUAAAGGUAUUAGACAAAUGGUAGAUAGAGGAUAUGAACUGGCAGAAGAAUUUAUCGAUUUAGCUAUUAGAGAAGCUAGGAAGAAAGGAUUAGUUUUUCCUCCUCAUUUAAGUGGAUCAAGAUCAUCUGGUCCACCACCAAUACAACAAAAUGAAUCGACUCAUGGUAUACCACAAGGGGAUCCUGCUGUACUGGAUUUACUUUUAUUGAAAGCUGGAAUAUUGGAAAGGAUAAACACUUCAGAUUCAUUGAUUCACGCCAAGGAUAUAUAUGAACAAGUACUCAAUUCAAUGAAUCAUUCUCAAGAUGAACAACAUUUGCAUAAUCAAGCGAGAGUCAUGAGAUUAGCUGGGAAAGUAGGUGAUCUAUGUGCUAGAAAUGGUGGAACAGAUGAAGCCAUAAAAUGGUGGUCAUGGGGCUUAAAGAAGGCCGAUAUAGAAAUGAGUAAAGGUCAUAAUGGCUUUACUGAAGUGACCGAAGAAGUCAAGAAGGAAAGUAGGGGUUGGUUCGGCUUUGGAUCUGGAUCGUCAUCUUCGAAACAAACGAGAACAGAUACUAUAUCAACUGCACCUACGGCGAUAUCAGCACCCAGCACGUCACCUUUGAACCUUUCACCAGCGAUACUUCGAGCAUCAAUAUCACUUCUUGUUUCCGCUUCGGCUCAUCUUGCUACUUCCUCAUCUCUUGAUGCAGCAUCAUCUCUCCAGGCCCAAGCCCUUUCUCUCAUACCAUCAACGAUUCAAUCAAUCAAUCCUACAUCCUCAUCUGCAGAUCUAGCGUUACACGAAUCAUGGCUACAACAUCGAGUUGCCUUACUUAAACUUCAUCAAGCAUCUGUACUUCACGCUCAAAAUAUUAAGAGUACAUCGGGAAUACCAUUGAAAUUAGUUACGGAAGCCUCAACUUUAUCUGAAGAAAUUGUAUCUUCUAUUCAACCGUUACCUUCCUCAUAUACCAUUCCUCGAUCAAGUCCUUUAGCUGGUCCAGCUAAAUUACUCAGGAGAGAUGUAUUAUUGACUGGAGCAGAAACAGCUUAUACAAGAGCUGUAUUCUUGGAAAGGUCUUUACCUUCAACGCCAAAUGGGGAAGAAGCAAUACAUCAAUUGGAAUUGGCGGCAGAAUGUUUCGAAAGAGCUAUGCACUUGAAUAACCUUGAAAGUGGCGUUGAAAAGAAAGACGGUGAUGAAUUAGGUCAAGGUGAAGAUUGGAGUAGGUACUGGAGGGGUUACGUGAGAGUGAGAGGCAAGAUAAAUGGACUAAUUGAGUCUCAAUCGACAAAGGUAGCAUAG
This is a messenger RNA of Kwoniella shivajii, 1887 nucleotides long. RefSeq lists its product as uncharacterized. NCBI's taxonomy places the organism in Eukaryota, Fungi, Basidiomycota, Tremellomycetes, Tremellales, Cryptococcaceae. Bases 1 to 1887 code for a protein of 628 amino acids. The record is from RefSeq and is a predicted model, not a curated record. The transcript is spliced from 2 exons.